CGCAUUUGACCGAACCUAAAGAUGCUUCCAUAAGCGUAUAUAUACUUCAAGAACUGUUGAAACAACAAUCUGAAUAAUUAGAUAUGGUCUGAGCUCAUUGAAAGCCUAAUUAAAACGGCAUCAACAGUUUACAAUAAAACAGACAUACUCAUAAUAGCAAAAUUAAUAAAUUGAAAUUUUAGUUUUAUUUCACUAAAGAAUCUUGUCUAAAAAAAAAAACAGAAUUAAAUUCGAAUUUCAUUUUUUACGAUCAUAGUAUAUUAUUAAUAUAUUUGUUUUCGUUUAAGCUCGUGUAUCAGUUCGAUUAUUAAAUCGUGAAGAAGCUUUAAGUGUAUGUGUAAUAACAUUUGCUGAUGAUCUAUCAACACCAUAUAUUGCUAUUGGUACAGCAAUUAUAUUUGAAGAUGAAGAUACACCAAAAAUUGGUCGUAUACUACUAUUUCGUUAUAAAAAUGGUCAUUUAAAUAUGAUUACAGAAAAAGAAUUAAAUGGUGCACCACAUGCAAUGUUAGCAUUUCAAGGCAAACUUCUUGUUGCUGUUGGAAGUUCUAUUCGUCUAUAUAAAUUGUCAUCACAAACUCAUGAAUUAACACAAUUAACACAAUAUUUAGGACAUAUUGAUUGUUUACAAGUAAAAAUAAAAGAUGAUUUUGUUUUAUUUAAUGAUUUAAUGAAAUCAAUAACUGUAUUACGUUAUAAUGUUGAUGAUGGAAAAUUUGAAGAAAUUGCUCAUGAUGUUCAUCCACAAUGGUCAACAGCAUGUGAAUUUUUUGAUGAUGAUACAUUUAUUUGUGCUGAAGAUGGAGGAAAUUUAAUAUCGUGUCAUAAAGAUAGUGGUUCAACAAAAGAAAAUGAAAGAAAUAUAUUGAAAGAACUUGGAUUAUGUCAUUUGGGAGAAAAUAUUAAUGUAUUUCGACAUGGUAAAAGAAUUUUUAUUUAUACUAAUAUAGAAAUUCGAAGAAUUGUUUAA
Molecule: messenger RNA, 970 nt
Organism: Rotaria sp. Silwood2
Lineage: Eukaryota; Metazoa; Rotifera; Eurotatoria; Philodinida; Philodinidae
Source: the annotation of a GenBank genome assembly